Messenger RNA from Pestalotiopsis fici W106-1, 4344 nucleotides. RefSeq lists its product as uncharacterized. Gene Ontology annotation, biological process: nucleoside metabolic process. Bases 1 to 4344 code for a protein of 1447 amino acids. The record is from RefSeq and is a predicted model, not a curated record. The transcript has 3 exons. NCBI's taxonomy places the organism in Eukaryota, Fungi, Ascomycota, Sordariomycetes, Amphisphaeriales, Sporocadaceae. Gene Ontology annotation, molecular function: catalytic activity; protein binding.
AUGUUGGAUGUUCGCCAUGCGAAUCUGCCCAAGCCGCCCACAGAUCUGAAUGCCUAUACGUUGGGCUCAAUCGGUGACCACAAUAUUGUCAUAGCCUGCCUCCCAAAGGGCAAAUAUGGCACGGUCUCGGCAUCAGUGGUGGCAACAAACAUGGCAAGCACAUUUCCCGCCAUCAGAUUCGGCCUCAUGGUGGGCAUCGGCGGUGGCAUCCCUCCUUCAGUCAGGCUGGGAGAUGUGGUUGUGAGCGUGCCCGUCGGCCAAUACCCGGGAGUGGUGCAGUGGGAUUCGGGCAAAGCAGAAGAAGGUGGCACGUUUAGACGGACUGGGGCGCUAAACAAUCCUCCAACAUCAUUGUUGACAGUAUUGACAAAACUCGAAUCGGAGCAUGAGAUGAUGGGCCCCCAAUUUCCUCAAUAUCUAGAGGACCUGGCCACAAAAUAUCCUCGGCUGGCCUCCAAGUACAUCAAGUCAGAUGAGCUCCAAGACAUCCUUUUUGACAAAGAUUAUCCCCAUGCCGACAACGGCGGGGACGGAGGACACGACGACAGCUGCAAAUCUUGCGACAAGAGUCGAUCAGUCAAACGAGAACCACGAGAAGCACAGGUUCACUAUGGGCUUGUUGCAUCUGGCAAUCAAGUUAUCAAGGAUGCGAUAUUUCGGGAUUCACUUAUUAAGGAACUUGGUGACAAUGUACUUUGCGUCGAAAUGGAGGCUGCAGGUCUGAUGGACAAUUUUCCGUGUAUUGUCAUACGUGGAAUAUGUGACUAUGCAGACUCGCACAAGAACAAAGCAUGGCAGGAGCACGCUGCAGCGAUCGCGGCGGCCUUCACAAAAGAAUUGUUGGGAUACGUCACUGUCGCCGAGGUCGCGGAAGAAGUGUCUGCAACAGAAAUACUCUCUCAAAUUGACCAGACCGUGGAAACUAUCAAGGAAGACACCACGCAUACAAAACAGCUGCUCGACAGGAAAGAAGAUAGGGACAUACUGUCCUGGCUCUCACAGACACAUUACGGCGCACAGCAAAGUGACAUCUUGAGAAAGUGGCAUUCAAGCACAGGUCGGUGGUUCUUAAACUCGACGGUUUACCAGGACUGGCUUGAGACAAAAGGAAGGACUUUAUUCUGCCCUGGAAUCCCCGGCGCAGGAAAAACGAUAAUGGCAGCCGCCGUGAUCAACAAUAUCAGUCUCCAGCUCACGCGGAACACGAAGAUUGGACUGGGCUAUGUCUAUUUCACGUUUUCUCAACGACGUGAGCAGACCAUUGAGCACGUCUUGUCAAGCCUCAUGAUGCAGUUCUUACACAGACAGGAUUCUCUGCCGAAACAUGUACGCGAGCUGUACGAACGUCAUAAAAAGAAUGGUACGCGGCCCAGUCGCGAUGAACUAAUCAAAGGACUGCAAGUCGUAGCGUCCGGCUAUGAGCGAGCAUUCAUUGUGCUUGAUGCUAUAGAUGAAUGCAGCACAAUCAAUCAAUGUCGGACACAAGUCCUGGACGACAUCGCGAAGCUCCAAGUUGACAUCGGUAUAAAUAUCCUUGCAACUUCACGAAUGUUGGAAGAGAUUACCUCCAAAUUUGGUCAUCAAAGCACCGUACUACCGAUCACGGCCCAAAAGGCGGAUGUAGAACUUGUGCUGAAGAGUCAAAUGGAAGUCCACGACCAAGAAAUUUUCAGUGAUUCUUUCAAAGACGAAGUAGCUUACAAAGUGGCUCGGAUAGCGAAAGGAAUGUUCCUACUUGCGCAAUUGCAUUUGAAUGCAUUGAUUGCCAUGCCUACAAAGGGGAAAAUCAAGCGAGCCCUUGAAGGACUCUCCUCAGGACUAGCUGGUUUACAUGACGUGUAUGAGUCGGCAAUGGUGAGAAUAGAAAGCCAAAACUCUGAAAGAAGUGAACUGGCCAAAUCGGUCCUGUCCUGGAUCGUGCACGCUCGUACACCACUUUCAGUCAUGCAACUGCAACACGCAUUAAGCGUGACACCAAAUGCCAAGGCUAUUGACGAGGACGACAUACCGACUGUUGGAACGCUUCAGUCUGUCUGUGGUGGCUUAGUCACAAUUGACACGGCAAGUGACAAGAUUCGCUUGAUCCACUACACAACACAAGAAUAUUUCGAACGAACUCGAGAGAAAUGGUUUCCUCACGCACAGCAACAAAUCACACAAACGUGUAUGACCUACCUCUCAUUUCCAAUUCACAUUCAAGAUUGCGAGGAUAUUGUCGAUUACUUUGAGCGUAGCCAACUUUAUCCGUUAUAUGAUUACGCACACUUUGCGUGGAUGCACCAUGCAAAAGAAAGCCCAGCGAUGCCAGAAGUCGUCGAGUUCCUACGAAAGGUGGAGAGGGAUCAAGUAGUUCUUUCCUGGGACUUGUCCUGGUGUGGCCAGUCCUUAGGUCCUUCGAAUACGCCAACCCGCAAGACUCAGCAUGCGGCUCUACACAUGGCCAUACACUUUGGCUUGGAUUAUGCUGCCGAAGAGUUACUACGCAGUUAUGAUAUUCUCAAAGAUCAUGACUGUGAUCCAACAGCAAUAGCGCAUGCGAUCAAGCAUGAGCGGGUUGCGGUGGUCAAGCUGCUUCUCCAGGUGGAAGGAAUGGACGUGAAUCGCAAAGAUUGCCACCUCAUGACACCUUUGGCGUGGGCUGCCCAGGAGGGGCAAGCAGAAAUAGCCCGAUUACUUUUGAGAGAUGGUAGAGUUGAGAUCAAUAGCAAAAAUGGCGAAUCUGAGUUAACACCGUUGGCGUUAGCUGCUAGAGGACGAGACGAAGGAAUAGUUCAACUACUGCUUGAGACCAAAGGAGUCGAUAUUAAUAGCAAGGAUCGGGAGGGUCAGACACCCCUGGCUUUGGCAAUCAAGAGAGGCACUACGAAGACUAUCGAAUUCCUGCUCCAGGCCGAAGGGAUUGAUAUCAAGAAUAAGGAUCAUACUGGUCAAACACCACUAGCCUUGGCUCUCGAGAGAAGCAAUAUGAAAGCACUUGAAUUACUGCUCAAAACCGAGGGAAUCGAUAUCAACACAAAGGAUUCAGAUCGCCACACACCCAUAGGGUGGGCAAUCGCGAGCGACUUCGCAAAUGUGGUCGAACUACUGAUUAACACAGAAGGAGUUGAUGUCAAUAGAAAGAACCAAGAUGGUGUGACACCACUAGUCGGGGCCAUCGGGAGUGGCUUUACAAAUGUGGUCGAAUUACUGCUGAAGACCGAAGGGAUCGAUGUUAACCAACGAACCCACGCUGGCCAGACACCACUGGCCUUGGCAAUCGAAAGAUACAACACACAGGUGGUUGGAUUGCUGCUCAAUAUGGAAGGAGUUGAUGUCAACAGAAAGAAUCACACGGCCCAGACACCACUAGCCAUAUCCGUCAAACUGGGAAAUAAAAAGGUUACCCAAAUGCUGCUUGAUACUGGGAGAGUCAAUAUUGGAAGCCAAGAUCAGAUUGGCCAAACACCAUUGACCUUGGCGUUCAAAGCCGGGGAUAAAGAGGUGUUCAAGAUGCUACUAGAGGCUGGAGCAGUCGAUAUAAACCGCCAGGACCAAGCCGGACGAACACUACUUGCGUUGCCGGCCAGCAAAGAAUGUGCAGAGAUGAUUAAGAUGCUACUGGAAAGUGGGAGAGCGAAUGCAAACCUCGAAAACCAGAUCAGACAAACAGUGUUAGCCUUGGCGGCUAAGAAUGGACUUGAAGAGCUGGUCGAAAUGCUGCUUGCGACCGACAAAGCAGAGGUAGAUAACAAGGAUCUAGCUGGUCAGACAGCACUGUUUUUUGCCGCUGAAAAUGGCCACGAGAAAGUAGUCCAGCUGUUGGUCGGAACUGGGAAAGUCUACAUCAACAGAAGAGAUGGCCUUGGACAGACACCACUGGCAGCAGCGGCUUCAAGAGGACAUGACAAAAUCGUUGAGAUGCUCCUCAAGAUUGACAAAAUAAAUAUAGAUGGCAAAGACAUCAAUGGCUUGACACCACUGGCAGCAGCGGCUUCAAGAGGCCAUGACAAAAUCGUUGAGAUGCUCCUCAAGAUUGACAAAAUAAAUAUAGAUGGCAAAGACAACAAUGGCUUGACACCACUGGCUCUGGCGGCUAAAAGCGGCAGUUUCGAGACAGUCAAGCUAUUCAUCGAGACUGGGAAAGCAGACAGAGAGAGUCGAAAUCGGGCGGGAUAUGCACUUUUGACUCAUGCAGCCCGGGAAGGUUGCAUGGAGAGGGUUGAGAUGCUUCUCAACAGCGGAUACUUUGAUUUCAUUGUCGAAGACAUGGCUACCUUGAAAACUCUGAGGUAUUUUAGGACGACAAGAGAGGACUUGGGCAAGCAUCUGGUGGAGUUCGUAAAGAUGUCAGUCUGGAGGUCAUAA